Messenger RNA from Closterium sp. Naga37s-1, 4659 nucleotides. Lineage: Eukaryota; Viridiplantae; Streptophyta; Zygnematophyceae; Desmidiales; Closteriaceae. The record is from the annotation of a GenBank genome assembly.
AUACCAGCGCCAGCGGGAGCGCAGUGGCCGGCGCCAAGAGCAGCCCACAGUGCGGUGGCCCUCACGCCCUCCCAGAUGCUGCUGCUGGGAGGAGUGGGCGACGGUGGCUACUUCAAUGACACGUGGCUCUUUGACCUGCCCUCUGCCACGUGGCACCAGCUACAUCCACCAAUCACAGCCGGCCCUGCCAUGCUGGCAUCACACGAGUCGAUGGUGGAACAGCCGGAAGCAGAGGAAGCGUCGGCAGCAGCAGCGGAGGGAGGGGCGGCGUGUGAGGAGGAGGAGGGGCAGCAGCCGCGGGCGUGCUUCUCCCACACGGCCACCCUGCUGCCCGACGGCUGCACUGUCGCACUCUUUGGCGGCUGUGGGCGUGACGAGCAGCCCUGCAGCGACCUCAUGCUGCUGCACCUCCACUCUCCUCUGCUAUGCGUGCACAGAGCAUGGCAUGAGUUAGGGUGCACCUUCCUUCAAUUCUCCUCUGCAUUCACUCACCCUCCCUGCUGUAUCCUCCUCUCCUCACCCUCUACCCCCUACCUCGCUUUCUUUGUCCUCCUCCCUCCUCGCUUUCCACUGCUCUCCCCAUCCUCUCCACCCCUCCAGCCCGCCAGUCCUUCCCCUCUCUGUGCGCGUCCCCCAUCCUCUGCGUCUCUGCCCGCGCCUGCUGCUGCGCGCACGGGGGGCGAGGAGGAGAAGGGCAGCGGGGCAGGGGCGGUGGAGCAAGGAGACAGAGCUGUGGGGGUGGAAGAGCAAGGGGGGGAGGCAAUGGGAAGGUGGCGGGAGGGAGGAGAGGUGAUGGAGUGGAGGGCGGUGUGGGAGGGGGGAGGGGAGGAGGAGGCCGAGGUGGGCAGGCAGCAGACAGGCGAAGAGAGGAGCUUUCUCGAUGAGCUGGCGGGCAUUCUGAAUGAUGCAAUGUGCACUCGCACGCGCCUGCACUCGCACGCGCCUGCUAUCACGUCUCUCCUCGCAUGCACUCGUUCUUCCGUUCCGUCACCAGGCUCUCCGUCUCCCAUCAGUGCCACCUAUCCGCCUUCACUCAUGCUUUCUCCUUCCACAUCUCCCCCCCACCCCCACCCAUCCUUUCCUGUUGCGCUCCCUCUCCUCCCUCUGUCAGGCGCGCCCUCCAAGUCACAGCCGCCAGCCACCAUCGCCGCUACCACCCUUCCCCAGCUGCGCCCUUCCUCCAUCCCAGCGGGUGGGGAGAGCAGCGAGCAAGCAGCGCCGGCACGAGGUGGAGCAGCAGGCACAGCAGCAGCGGUGGCGAGGCAGGGCAGGGCGCGGGGGCGGCCGCGGCGCUACGUGGUGUCGGAGGCGGGCGAGCGCAUGGUGAGUGCAGCGCUGCGAGCCAGGCAGGCCGGGGUGGGGGGAGAGGUGGGGGGAAGUGGAGCGAAGGGGGGAGGCGGUACUGUGGUGGGGCAAGGGGCAGCAAUGGGUAGCGAUGCGAGUGGGAAGGGGGAAGGGGAGGAGGGAGACAGUGCUGGUAAGGAUGGGGGCGGCGGUGAAGAGCAUGGGGCACUGCUGGUAAGAGAAGGUGGCGCCGCCUUGAGUGGUGGCAGUCGCCCCAAGCUGCAACCGAAACGAGCAGGCAGUCGAGGUGUGGCGCGUGGCAGUGAGGUGGUAUGGACACAUGGGAUGGCAGCGAGGGGCGAGGUGGAGUUGUCGCCAUUCGAGCAUGGCACUGCGGAUGGAAGUCUGCACUCUGCUCCUCCUCCUCCUGCUGCUCACGAGGGGCAUGUGUCCCUGCCUGUAUGGCAGCAACAGCGUGGCAUGGCAUGGCAGCAAGGGGAUGUUUUUGGUGCGGCAGAUGCCGCUGCUGCUAUUCCUGCCACUCUCCCUCUCUCCACGCUGCCUGCCCUCCACGCCACACCCUCCUCUGCCCUCCACGCCACACCCUCCUCUGCCCUCCACGCCACACCCUCCUCUGCCCCGCAGCAGCCCCGCGUGUCCGAGGUCGCCCCUCCCAGGCAGCACGUCGCCGUGCCGUCGUCCCUGUCAGCGCGCCCCCUCAUUGCACUGCACGGCCGCCCCGUGGGCCAUGCCAAGGGGCACAGCGGGGCAGGGCAGCCCGGGGGGGGAGAGGGGGCGAGGGGGGAUGGCAGGGGUGACGCAUGGGCAUGCGAGGGCAGUGGGGGGGGAGAGGGAGGCGUGGCGGCGAUGGAGGCAGGGGUGGGAGGGGGUGGUGGCGGGGUGCGGUGCGGAGAGGGCUGGCGUCCCCACGCCCACCUGCUGCACCUCGGCAUCGGCCGCAUCGUGCGCUGCCCUUCGGGAGCAUCACUGGCAGUGCGCGUGGACGGGGUGUUUGACGGCGGUGUCACGCUGGCAGCGCAGGUCGGCGCCCACACGCUCUCCGGUGUGCUGCUCGCCCCGCCUGCUCUGAGGUCCAUCCUCCUCUCACCGCCUCCCCACUUGUCCGCACCUCCUCCUCGCCCCGCCGCCACACCGCCACCACCCUCUCCUGCACGCCCCUCGUCUGCACUGCUGCUGCCCGCCAUCCCUGCUUCCAAUGGGCGUCUGACACCUGGCGGUACCACAGCCCCAGGCACUGACACUGGCGGUGGCUGUGGUGGCGGCAGCAGCGAUGGCUCCCUGCACCCACCAGCAGUGGCAGCAGCAGCGUCAUGCAGUGUGUCGGCUCAUUCCACCCCGCCAGCAGCAUCGGCUGACACGCAUCCAGAGAAGCCUGGUGGUGUCGCGGGGAGGAAGCGGCAGGGCGCAGCAGGUAGAGGUGGAGGGAGGGGGCGGGGGAGGCAGGGGGGGCGAGGGAAGAGGGCGAAGCAGAGUGGGAGUGAAGCAGGGGCAGGCGAUACGGAUAUGGCGAAGGCGGGUGGGGAGGCAAGGCGGAGCAAAGCCAGGACAAGGAAGGGGCAGAUGGGGGGAGAAGGCAGGUGGGGAGGGGGAGGGGUGAGGGAAGUGGAGAGAGGCGAGGAGAAGGUGAAUCAGGUAGCGAUGGGGGAAGUGCACGGGGAGCAGAGGGCGUGGGAGGCGAGAGAGGAGAGUCAACGCAUGGAGGUGAAGGGAGACCAGGGGGGAGAAGAGAGGAGGGAAGGAUGGCAAGGUGGUGAAUGGGGAAGAGAGCGCGAGCAGCAUGAACGAUUGGAGAGGCGUGUUGGGCAAGGGGCACAGCCGACACACUUGCAGGAGCAGCAUGAGCAGCAGCAGCACGAUGCUGCGUUUGGUCUCCAGACUGCUUGGCCCCAUCCCAAUGCUGCACCGCAGCCUCCAACCACUCUCAUGCCCACACUACCCCAUCCCACUUGCAUGCUGCCCCCACGGCCCCUGCCAAGCAGCGUGGCACUGUAUGGCUGUGAGAUGCAGGGGGGCAGCGGAGAGCAGCAGAGGGCAGUGGGGAACGUGAGUGUUCUUGGAGGAAAUGCUGCUGUGCAUCAUGGUGGCGGUGGUGGUGGUGGUGGUGGUGGUGGCGGCGGUGGUGGUUGUGGCGGCGGUGGUGGUGGUGGUGGUGGAGGAGGAGGGGUGGGGGGAAGUGGGGAGGGCAUGCAGGAAGGGGAGCGGGAUGAGGAGGCGGUGCAAUGGCAGGCAGACAUGAAUGUGAGCAUGCAUGGUGAUGAGCAUCCGCAGUGGCAUGGUGAGGAGGAGGGAGGUGGCAACGGCAUGAAAGCAGGUGGUCGUGGCGGGAUGGGAAGUGGCACUCACGCUGCCAUGGAGGCGGAGCACCACCCUGCGGCAGCCGCUAAGGCUGAGGCGGCACAUGCUCCACACAGCUCUCACGGCCUCCACACCCCUUGCACCGCGCAUGCCAGUCAGCGCCCUCUUGCCGCUCACAGCACCCGUGGCGCUGCCGACCUUGUCACUCACGGCAUGUGCAGCAUGGAGCAGUGGAUGGCCGAGCUGCAGGGCGCACCGGGGCAUGGCGAGGGGCAUGGCGAGGGGCAUGGCGAGGGGCAUGGCGAGGGGCACACAGGAGAGCAGCUCACAGGAGGGGCGCAGCUUCCUCAGCCUGCUGCUGGUGGCAACGCUGGCAGCUCACUGCACAGCCUGGCAGCACACCCACACUCUCAUGGCCACAUGUCACCGGGGUUGCAUGAGUGGGGCGACUGCACAGGUGGCAGUGGCAGUGGCAGCGGCAGUGGCGAGUGGCAUCUGAUUGCCUCGCCUCCCUCCCCCCUCCACCUCAUCGGCCUUGACUCCUCCCUCCACUCUCCCUUGCUCCACCCUCACUCGCACGUCGCCUCACACACGCCCCCCUCCACCCCUCCCUCACUGCAUCUGCCCCCCCUGUCCCUGCCACCGCUCCUGCUGCCGCCCCUCCACCUGCCCGCACUCCCCUCAUCCGACCACGUGGGGUCGUCCCCCGCGCCCCCCACGCCCCACGGCACCCGCCUCUCCCACUCCAGCGCACCCACGCAGCACACAGGGGCAAGCAUGGGUGGGGCGGAGGGUCAACGGGAGGCUGCUGAAGGUGCACGUGGGGUUGCACUGACCAGUGAAGAUGGGAGGGGUGUGCUUGACGGUGCUCUCAAGGAUGGCAGGCCAGGCGCAUCCCCACCCACCCCCACCCCACCCUCCCCCCCUCCUCGCGCCCCGUCCUGCCCCGCUGCGGCCCCGCCCCCACCGUUGCCCUUGCCCGCGCCCGUGUCCAAGCCCGUGCCUACACCCGCGAUUGCGCUCGCCGCGCCUGCCGCCCGCUUCACCACCCGCGCCUGA